CAAGCAUUUUAAUUUGAGUCCACAAAGUUUUGGAUAAUGAAAAGAAAUACAUAAUUUUAAUUCAACCCAAGUAUUUUCCAAGUAGAUUAUAUUUGCUUAAAUUGCUAUAGCAAUCCAAGGGACAGCCCUGCCUGGACACACAGUUACUGUGGAUUUUUAAGAGAUUCAGUUUAAGAAUUUAGGAAUUUCUGAUUCAUUUACAGGAUUUGCAAAUUCAUCAGCCCCUGAAAGCUAAAGCAAACUCAACAGGACAAAAAAGGAACAUGGGCUUUUCAAGUCCAGUAUGUGUCCUUUUCUUCUUUCUUGGAGUCAAAGUAUAUUGCCAGUAUGAAAGUUAUCAAUGGGAUGAAGAUUAUGACCAAGAAUCAGAUGAUGUCUACCAACCAGAAUUCCAAUUUCAUCAAAAUGAAGAUUAUGGAGUUCCAUUUCAUCAGCAUACUUUAGGUUGUGCCAGUGAAUGCUUCUGUCCGCCUAACUUUCCAUCAUCAAUGUACUGUGAUAAUCGCAAACUCAAGACUAUCCCAAAUAUUCCAGCAUACAUUCAGCAAGUUUAUCUUCAGUUUAAUGAAAUUGAGGCUGUGACUGCAGAUUCAUUUAUCAAUGCCACUCAUCUUAAAGAAAUCAACCUCAGCCACAACAAAAUUAAAUCUCAAAAGAUUGAUCAUGGUGUGUUUGCUAAAUUGUCAAAUCUACUACAACUUCACCUACAGCAUAACAAUUUAGAAGACUUUCCAUUUCCUCUUCCUAAGUCUUUGGAAAGGAUUCUUCUUGGUUACAAUCAGAUCUCCAGACUGCAGACAAAUGCUGUGAAUGGGCUAGUAAACUUGACCAUGCUUGAUCUUUGUUAUAAUCAAAUUGAUGAUUCUACAUUACAAGAAAAAAUCCUUGCGAAAAUGGAAAAACUAAUGCAGCUUAACCUAUGUAAUAACAGAUUAGAAUCAAUGCCUCCUGGUUUGCCUUCUUCACUUAUGUAUCUGUCUUUAGAAAAUAAUUCAAUAUCUGCUAUACCAGAAAAUUACUUCAAUGAACUCCCAAAACUUCAUGCUCUAAGAAUGUCACACAAUAAACUACAAGACAUCCCAUAUUAUAUUUUUAAUCUUUCCAACCUUAUAGAGCUCAAUGUUGGACACAACAAACUGAAGCAAGCAUUCUAUAUUCCAAGAAAUUUAGAACACCUAUACCUAGAAAAUAAUGAAAUUGAAAAUAUCAAUGUCACAUUGAUGUGUUCAUCUGUUGACCCACUACAUUACCAUCAUUUAACAUACAUUCGUGUAGAUCAAAAUAAGCUAAAAGAGCCAAUAAGCACAUACAUUUUCCUCUGCUUCCCUCAUAUACACACUAUUUAUUAUGGUGAACAAAGAAGCACUAAUGGUCAAACAAUACAACUGAAGACCCAAGUUUUCAGGAGAUUUCAAGAUGAUGUUGACAGUGAAGAUCACGAUGAUCACCAUGAAGCCCCAGAAGAAGAAGGAACAGAAGAAAACGUUGACCCUCACUAUUAUGGAAGUCAAGAAUGGCAAGAAACUAUAUAAGUAUACAUUUAUAACGUCACAAAAUCUUAUUAUUCAAUAUAAAUUUAACUAAAUAUGCAUAGCUCGUAGUAAUAUACCUGGAAUUGUGUACUAGUAUGAGAUCAGAUUGAAUUUAGAUUGUUGACAACAUUUGCAUCAUUACACAGGAUUAGAACUUACUCAAAAUGAUACAAAUCUUUAGAAAU
Messenger RNA from Eubalaena glacialis (North Atlantic right whale), 1717 nucleotides. It is a transcript of the gene OMD, whose product is annotated as osteomodulin. Lineage: Eukaryota; Metazoa; Chordata; Mammalia; Artiodactyla; Balaenidae. The coding region runs from base 264 to 1532 and encodes 422 amino acids. The record is from RefSeq and is a predicted model, not a curated record. The transcript has 3 exons. Gene Ontology annotation, molecular function: protein binding.